Messenger RNA from Aphidius gifuensis, 2362 nucleotides. RefSeq names its product 43 kDa receptor-associated protein of the synapse homolog. Gene Ontology annotation, molecular function: acetylcholine receptor binding; protein-membrane adaptor activity. The transcript is spliced from 9 exons. The record is from RefSeq and is a predicted model, not a curated record. Gene Ontology annotation, biological process: chemical synaptic transmission. NCBI's taxonomy places the organism in Eukaryota, Metazoa, Arthropoda, Insecta, Hymenoptera, Braconidae. Gene Ontology annotation, cellular component: synapse. The coding region runs from base 420 to 1997 and encodes 525 amino acids.
UUGACAAAUAAAAUUUGAAAACGUUUUUGAUAAAUAAAAAUACCAAGGAAAAGCAGAAGCUGUUCACGACUUAUGCUUCAUCCUGUAUACAAUAUUCCUGUAUAUUAGUCGGCAAUACAGUCGAGAAAUAGGAGAUGGCGUUAUCGAGGGGAGUUCGUUCGGGUUGUGGGGUUAUUGUGGGCUGCUGCAAUUCGGGUGCGACAGUUUAACCGGAGCCAUGGUAAGGCUGACGCUCUCAAAAUUCUUUUAUUUCGCAUUUUUGGAUAUACGUUUUUCUUUUCAUUACAUUGACUCAAAAUAGUUUCAAAUUUAAAUUAUGUAUCAUUAAACUCGAGUAUAAAUGGUUCAUGUUUCAAUGAAUGUUCAAAUUGAUAAGACCACAGUGGUUCGUAUAACUCUAGAAAACUGUGUCUAUAAAAAUGGAAAAGAGUUCCUGGAGUCAUCAGCUCAGUGUGACUGCCUUAUUAGAAAGUCCCGAUGGCUCGAAACAUCCUCUCGAUGUUUACGAGUUUGCCGAAGAUGACAAGUACAAAGAUGGAGACUUUGAGAAUCAAUUCGAAAGCCCUCAAACUGCUGCUAGACUCUGGGAAUGUCUGAACGGAUGCAGGUAUCGUCUCGAACAGCAACUUGCACGGCAUCAAGUCGAACAAGGUUUGAAGUUGUAUCGAGCCCACAAACAGCAAGCUGCAGUUACCAAAUGGCGUGGUGCUUUAAAAAGUUUACGACACUUUGAUGACAAGUUCACACUGCUUGGUUAUUUAUACCAAGCUUAUAUAGAUUGGGGCAAAUACAGGGACAGCAUUUACUUCGCUAAUCGCCAGCUGAAUAUUGCGGAAGAGCUGGACUCUCCGAACAUGAGGGCUGAAGCCUACUUGAAUUUAGCCCGAUCUCAUGAACGACUGGGAGCACUUGAACGAGCUCUGGCUUAUGCAAGGCACAGUCUUUAUAAUGAAUGCGAUCAAUGUUCCACAUCGGGACUUGUGCAUUUAACUGUAGGUAGAGUUCACAUGGAGCUCGCUGGUUUUUGCAAAGCUUUGGAAGCUUUCCAGCGGGCACAUAAAAUUGCUCAUUCAAUUCAGGAUCCAUCGUUGGAGUUGCAAGUUUACGUCAGUUUAUCAGAAUUAUUUUGUCGUCUCCAAGAUGCAGAAAAAAGUGCAAGAUACGCAGCAAGAGCAUACGAUCUCUCUCGAAGUUUGCAGCUUGGUGAUUUAAACUCCAGGCAUCACCGAGCUGCUUUAUUACAAAUGGCAGCUGCACUCAGAAAAAAAGGAGAACUGGGCGAUGCACUUGAUUAUUGUUCGGAAGCAACAAGAUUGUCGUUGGUUUCUGGAGAUCAGGCAAGCUAUGCUAGAAGCAUUAGAAUCAUGGGUGAUAUUUACAGAAAAAAAUCUGAAAAAAAUAAAGCUUUCCGACAGUAUGAAAGCGCGAUGGGUUCAGCAGCAGCCACAGGAGAUAGAAUGUGCCAGAUGGAAGCAAUGGAUGGAGCAGCAAGAUGUCUCGAGAAACUUCGGCUUCAAAAUAAAAUAUGCAAUUGCAAACCACUAGAGUUCAACACGCGACUGCUCGAAGUUGCCAACUGUGUUGGUGCCAAGCUCUUGGUUCGAAUUGUGAGAAGCAGAUUAUCACGAAUCUAUGGAUCAUUAGGAGACGAAGAACAAAAAUCUCAUCAUGAAAAAAUAGCUAUUGCAACAGAAGAAGAUCUAGAGCUUACAUGUGGAGCUUGUAACAUGAGUUUUGGAUUGGAAUCAGACUCCUUAGAAGCUCUUCCCUGCUCACAUAUUCUACAUGCUCGGUGUGCGAACGAUAUUUUGAAGAGACGAGAUAAAAAGAAAAAACGUAUUUGCCCUGACUGUCAUAAGUCAGUUAGCUCAAGGCUGUAUCUUCAUUAUGAAGAUCAACAGGACUUGAAUCACAGUUCUUUAAGUCUUUCUUCACUUUCAAUUCGUGCAAGCAGUUUGGUCACUCUAGAAGAUUGUCAUGCAACAAGUAGUGUUUGAGAAACAUAUUCCAGAAUAUCAGUGAACUUGUAAAAUUGAUAGUAAUAAAUUGUAAAAAAUAAUAUUGUUAAAUAAUGAAAUGUUUAUUUCAAUCAUAACCAAUCGAAUUAAAAAGUAUAAAAAUUAACUGUCAAUUGAAGCAAACUUAAUAGUCUGUUUUUAUAUAAAUAGUUUUAAUGUUUUUAUUUUCAAACUCUCAAUGAAACUACAUUUCUAGCAGUCAGAACCACAAAUGACUAACUGGCCAAAGAACGCAGCCAUUCGUAAUUCAAAAAUUUUACUUGAAUAAAUAAAACGACAAGGCUAUCCAUCCAACUGAGCAAUUAAAAAAACUUAAAAAAUUUAAAAAUCUAGGAAUUUGUGGU